Molecule: messenger RNA, 1494 nt
Organism: Olea europaea var. sylvestris
Lineage: Eukaryota; Viridiplantae; Streptophyta; Magnoliopsida; Lamiales; Oleaceae
Exons: 2
Coding region: 286-1080 (264 amino acids)
Source: RefSeq, a predicted model, not a curated record
GAGAAAGAUGAAAGAGAAAGAAAGAGAGAUUUCUCUCUCUUCUGAUCUCUACUCUUCCAAAAAUUUCCAGAAGAAAGUUGAAAUCUCCGUCGCUAUUCAUGGUUUCAUUUAUGUUAAAGAAGCCUCUCAUGAUUGAGGCAUGAAUUGGACCAGUUUAAGACUCAGCAGCAUGAUUAUGAAGCUUGCAUUUUCUCAUCUUGAAAAUUCACAAGUCUUGUUUAGUGGGAAGCUCAGCAGAAUAUUGAUAGUUUUUUCCAAUUAAGAUUUCCCUUGCUCUAUGCCAUUAUGUGGAGAUCUAUAUCGAAUUCCAUUUUAAGCUUUGGACAAAAGAAAAGCACUGUUGAAUUAGGUAGAGUUUGUCAUGAUUCCUCAGAUGACGAGACCUCUUCAAAUGCCAGCACAGAGGAAGGACUGGAAUGCCCCAUAUGCUGGGAAUCAUUUAACAUUGUUGAGAAUGUGCCCCAUGUCUUAUGGUGUGGCCACACCCUAUGCAAAAACUGUGUCCUAGGGCUUCGAUGGGCUGCCUUCAAGUUUUACGCUCAACAGAUCCAGAUUCCGUUAUUCAUUUCCUGUCCUUGGUGCAAUUUGUUGACAUUUCGAUUGGUUUACAGGGGUAAUCUUAGGUUUCCUUGCAAGAAUUUUUUCCUUCUAUGGAUGGUUGAGAGUAGGAACGGUGACAGGGUAAAUUCUGCUUCCAUAAUUUCUGGAGAUCAUCAUCAGGUAUGGUUUACGAGGUGCUCUUCAGUUGUUGGGAAUUACUCUUUCAACAAUUUCCACAGGACUCCUCAUCGUCUUGGACAAUCGGGGUACAGCAAUGAUAGUCAUAACCAUAACAAUGGUAAUCUCACUUUGGAAAGGCCCCAUCUUUCCCUUCACAAAUCCAUUGAUCUCUUCAUUCGCAUGACCGCCAAGUUUCCAUUGGUUAUCCUACUUCUGAUAGUCAUAUUUGCACUACCUGCCAGUGCCACCAUCCUGAUGCUGUAUUUAGUAAUCACGGUUCUCUUUGCACUGCCUGCUUUUUUGGUGUUGUAUUUUGCAUAUCCUGCUUUGGAUUGGUUGGGAAGAGAGAUUCGAACUUGAACCUUAAUAUGCUCAGUUGGUUAGAGAACUUCAUGAUCAAGUUUCUUUCUUGCUUCAAUUUCAGUACGGUUGUAGGAUAGGAAUUUUGUAUGCAGUGAUAAUCGCUUCGAUCAAAAAUUGUUGAUUUUUCUUUGUUGCAAGAGUAAAUGUUCAAGGAUGUUGUAAAUAUUGCAUCCCUGUUGUACUCAAUGCUUUAAGACUGUCGGAGUUGCUGCUUAAUCUUAAGUCAGCGGACAGUGAUGUCUUAUGAUUUUCGUCUAUUGCUCUCUGUCCCUUCCUGCCUUCUCCCCUAUGAUGUGCUAGAGGUAUUAUCAGUGACUUGAUGUUUUUGAAGAACUGGAUAUAACUUGUUUUCAAUCCAUCCUGUUAUAGCUAUGUUUGAAUUUUAAAUCUCAUUACUGAAAUUUUGAAUCA